AUGUUGACGGCUCUUUGCCGCACAAUGCCCGCAACUCAUAUACACAUUGUCUCGCUUGCUUCUGAUGGCGAGUCUCGCCAUGCCAAGGUCCUCAUCAACCUAUGCUAUCGCUACCAGCUCAGUCCCAAUUCCCCCAUCUAUGAACACCUCUCUGGGCUCGAGCUUAGGGAUCUAUACGUCAGAGAGGAUGAUUUGACAGCAGACAAGGACGGCAAACAUGUCUUCAAACGCUGUCGCAAUCCUUUUUUGUCCGUCCUGAAGUCUAUCCUUGUACACGGUGUCUGCAUCACAUCGUCUCAACUAUGUCUCCAUCUCUUGGACAGCGGAAAGUCGCCCGAGCAUGUCAACUCCGUUCUCAACCCUUCCGACAAACACGACAUUCUCCUGGCUUUCUGUCUUCUCAAAGACAUGUGGACCUUACCUGCAGCUAAUCCCUUGUCACAUCCUGCCUCUUACAUUGCAACUCGUGAAGCCAUUUGCACAUAUGGGGAAAUGUGCUACCAUCUCAUAUUCCCAUACAUCUGCACCAAUCUUUCUCUGGAUGAGCAAUUAGAACACCUCAGUGCCGGCGUGCAUCUGGCUGUUGCUCUAUUUGCUGAUCAGAAGGUUCGGACGGACUUCCUGGGCAUAGUGCUGAUCGUCAACAUCAUUCUCAUGGUAAAGAAUGUCUACUUUUGUGUCGCCAAGGCAAAGGCAGACCUUCCAAAUGAGCCAUUCUUCAUCAUACUACUCGGUACCGACAGCUUGGAAUCCCUCUUUGGCAUACUGUGUACUAUGGUUGGCAAUGAUGCUAACCUUGACGUGCUUCAGCUUGGUCUUUGUGUUACCAACACCACUGAAGUUGCCACCAUUCUUGCCAUGCAUCCCGAAUGGGGUAAAGGCCCACGCCGCCUUCACCUUCCUCAUGUCGACUGCGAAGCACGGACCCUACCUGAUAAUGCCGAUCACAUUGGACCCAGCUCUUUUUACCCUGACUGA
Messenger RNA from Peniophora sp. CBMAI 1063, 978 nucleotides. Lineage: Eukaryota; Fungi; Basidiomycota; Agaricomycetes; Russulales; Peniophoraceae. The record is from the annotation of a GenBank genome assembly.